Messenger RNA from Tricharina praecox, 2679 nucleotides. RefSeq lists its product as uncharacterized. The coding region runs from base 151 to 2400 and encodes 749 amino acids. The transcript has 5 exons. Gene Ontology annotation, molecular function: mRNA binding. Gene Ontology annotation, cellular component: spliceosomal complex. The record is from RefSeq and is a predicted model, not a curated record. Gene Ontology annotation, biological process: mRNA processing. NCBI's taxonomy places the organism in Eukaryota, Fungi, Ascomycota, Pezizomycetes, Pezizales, Pyronemataceae.
GUUCUUUUCGGUGCUGCUUCGACUUUGCUCUAACUCUGCCAUUCUCCAGCAACAACUCAAUCACAACGUGACUCUCAUUUCAACUUCGCGUCAAUCUACAGUACCACCUUCACCCUACCUACUCAGAUUCGAUAGCAUAAACAGAAGACAAUGUACCAGUAUCCUGGCCCGCCGUUUGGCCGCCCCGGAAUGCCGCCGGGCAUGCCGCCUGGAUUUGGGAUGGGAGUUCCUGGUGUUCCUCCAGGCUUCGGUAUGCCCCCUGGCACAGCUCCUGGAAUGGGUGGGCCUCCGGGCAUGCCGCCUCCACCUGGCGUUGGCGCACCUGGCACUGGAGCUCCCCCCGGCACCCAACAGGCCAAUAUGGGCGCACGUCCUGGAAUAGCUGGCUUCGCGCCGCCCGCGAAUCUUCCGAACAUAAACUUCAAUGCGCCAAUCAUCAGACUGGGCACCUCGGUGACGCGGCAGAAUCCUCUACCUACACAGAGUUCGACGGCGGGCAAGGCAGCAGGCUCGAUGGCAAGGGAGGUCAAUGAACUUCUGCCACCGACGGUUGAGGAGCAGCUUAAGACUGUUUUCGUGGGUGGAAUACCGAAGGGCGUCGAUGAUGAGUGGAUGGAACGAAUCUUGAGGGCGACGGCGACGCUGAGGAAGUGGACGAGAGCGACUGAUGAAGACGGAAAACCGUGCAAGUUCGGAUUCGCAGAAUAUGCGGAUCCAGAGUCUCUUGGGUGCGCAUAUGAAGUUCUUAAGGAUUUAGAGAUACCUGCUGUUGACAAUCUUACGGAAGGUUCCAAAUUACUGGUAACAAUCGACGAUAAAUCGAAGACUUACCUCGACAACGUGGAGGAUGCCAACAACGCCGAUCUACGGGAAAUCCGUCUCGACACAGCAAAGACCAAUCUCGAGAACGCGCUCGCCGAAUUCAAAGAUCCCACGAAACACACGGCGAAACCUACUGAGAGCACGCCUGUUCAGGAGAAGGCCUCCUCUCCAAAACCAGAUGAGUCCACCCCGCAGCCUGAAAUCGUCACCAUUCCUCUCUCCACCGACGACGAGCUUUCGGAUAUCCCAGCAGAUAUGCGAGAGAUGGUGGCGAAAGAGAUCCAAGCUUUCCGCGAGCGCUCCAACCGUCGCGACAUGGAGCGGCUGAAGCGGGAAGAAGAGAUCGAACGCAUGGAGCGGGAACGGAACAACCCUCCCAGUUCUCGCGUCAGUCGUCUUGCCUCACCGCCCGCAUCAGCUCCUACUGGCCCCAGCGGUGGCGCGAAUGCAAUCCCCAUCGGCCCCAGCCGCAUUAGAGACCAACAGACACCCACCGCUCCCCGUAUCCCUACAGGUCCCUCCUCUGCCCCUCGCGACUACCAAAAAGGUGUUUCCUUUGUUAACGGUGGUGGUCUCAAUGGCUAUGCAUACACCCGUGAAGAAGAAGAGUCCGAUGCUUCUGACUCGGAGCUCGAACGCAGGAGAAAAGAACGCAAGACCGCGGACCAGGAGAAGACAUACCUGGACCACGAGCGCCGCUGGUUAAAUCGUGAGCGCUCCCGCACCUCUGCCCUCGAGCGUGAGCGCCAGCGAGAUGACGAUGACAAGCGUCGCGAGGAGGUGGAUCGCACCGCCAUGGCGAAAAGACUAGCGGAGUGGGAUGAUGACAUCGAGGCCGAGAACAAGACCGAGGAGUACUAUGUAGACCGCUCCGUAUGGAUCCGUAACCGUAGUGCGUUCCGCCAGCGAGAGAUUGAGCUCGAUGAACGGGACCGUGCUGCGGAGCAGAGACAGCUCGAGGCCGACACUGACAAGAAGCGUGCGGCGGAGAGCAUGGCCGACAGCUUCCUUGCCCAGCAGGCGGCGGAGAUGGAGAAGGCGGCUGCUGCGCGCGAAGAGCCGAGACGAUUCAAGUUGUCGCUCGGUGCGGCGGCGGCCACUCGCAAGGCGAAUGAGGAGAAACCGAGGAGAAAGACUGCUGCCGAUGUCGAGAACCUGCUCGAAGAUGAGGAGGAAGAUGAAACUAAGACUCGUCGUGUGCUCAUUCCCAUACAGUAUGAUGUCUCCAGCUCGAUGGACGACGAGACACGAGAGCGCCUGGUCAGACAACUGGCACAAGAGAUUCCAACUGAGCGGAGGGGCUUGUUCGAGUGGAAAGUGCAGUGGGAUCAGGUCGACGAAGCUAUCGUCAAGGAGAAGCUGCAGCCAUUCGUCGAGAAGAAGAUUGUCGAGUACCUUGGUGUUCAGGAACAAGAGCUUGUCGGCUUCGUGCUCGGCCACAUCAAGAAGAGAGGCAGUGCUGAGGAACUAGUCAAGGAACUGGAGAUGGCACUCGACGAAGACGCCGAGACCAUGGUCAGGAAAGUGUGGAGGAUGUUGAUCUUCUACUCUGAGAGCGAGAAGAGGGGCCUGAACUAGUCGAAGACAAGACGCAUCUUCGAACUCUUUUAUUUUUGUGUUUUUUUUUGAUGACGGCCAGCUUUGUAUAAUAUCAGGUUGCCUGCCCAGUUUCUACUUUCUUCCUGCUGCUUCACUGCUUCACUGCUUGCUUGCUUUUCUUGCCACACGUAAUUUUUUGGAGUUUUUUUGAUCCCUUAUGUCUGGUACCUAUUCGUUCCCAUAGAGAAUUACCUACCUCCUGCGCCUGAUCUGAUUUGAUCUGAUCUGCGCAAGCCUAAUGGAUGUGGAUGACUACCG